AUGUCUCAACAAUCAAAUAAACAAGGCUCUUCUUCUCACGAGAAGAAACGGUUGAAAUCAUCUUCAGUUGACCUUAUUAAACGUAAGAAGAAGAAACAUACCCCAAAGGAAGUGGAAGUCCUUAAAGCUGAACACUAUAAUUCUGUAAAGCAAGUUCUUCAGCUAUUGAAAUCCAAGAACAGUCAAACUGAGGCUUCCACUUCAGUAACCAAGAAUCAAAAGAAAAGGUCAUCAAAGAAGAAGACUGAUUUGCCUGAUGUCACUGUUCCGCACAUCAGACUCAUUCUGGAGAAUGUCAGUGCUCGGUUGAAGGACGAAACAUUGCAAGAUGAGUCCGGUCAAUUACCACCUCCAUUGGAAAUCAAAAAAGGCUUUAAAAACAAAGCAACAAUUGAUUGA
Messenger RNA from Naegleria fowleri, 399 nucleotides. RefSeq lists its product as uncharacterized. The transcript has a single exon. The coding region runs from base 1 to 399 and encodes 132 amino acids. Lineage: Eukaryota; Heterolobosea; Eutetramitea; Acrasida; Naegleriidae. The record is from RefSeq and is a predicted model, not a curated record.